CUUUUUGAUUUUUACGUUUUAAAAACCAACCUUUUGCUUUGCGUUUGCGGAUGGGGAACGACGUGAGUGCGCAGACGCCACUGCCAGGCGCGGAUGACAGCAAUGGUGCCCGACUGCUUGACCACGAAGCAGCGGCGGCGAUGGCGGCGGCUGCGGACCCGCGGGCGAGAAGCACGAGCGUCGGGUUGCUGGACGACCUCUUCCUGCUCGACCAGGAUGCGAAUAACGACUCGGACUCGGAUGGCGACCCCAACGACGACGACGCGCAUCACCAUCACCAUCAUCAUCAUCAGCAACAACAUCACCAUAAUACGAGCAGUAGCAUGGACGAGGACUGCUGCGACGAGUUCUUCGGGCAGACGUUCGGGUUGAACGGCGAAGUGACGCUUGUUGUGCGGUUUGCCGAGCCAAAGCUGCACGUCGUCCUCUGCGGCUCGUUCAACAACUGGAACAACUCGCUGGUCGACAUUCAGCAUCAGCAACAACUGCAGAGUGAUCACCAUCAUCAGCAGAAUAACACUGCGAGCAGCAGCAAUAGUGCCAUCGCGAGCAACAGCGGGAUACUCAUGCGACCGCUCGUCCUCACCCGCUCCCAGCUCGAGCGUCUCCACGCAAGGCAGCGCGCCGUCCUCCACGCCAAAGUCAAGCUGCGCACCAUUGCAGAAGCAACCACACCUUCGUCAUCGUCGUCCGCGUCGCUGGCGUCGCUGGCGUCGGGGAGCAACCAUGGCGACGCCGCAGCAACAGCAGCAGCCGCGGAGAUAAACGCGAAUCGGGCCCAGAUGAAGAACGCUGGCCUUCCGACCGCGCAGGGCCCGGGUCAGACCGACAGCGGCGGCGGCCCCAGACUCGGCGCCACCAAUGAAGACGCGCGACAGAUAGCGGCAGAGCUUGUGCAGUCGACCUUGUCGCAGUCGCUGAGCGCGACGACCGAAGGCGCCGUUUCCGAGUUUGGCGCGCACUUCUUCCCGCGAGCGGCCGAGCAGGCGUUGCAACACCACCACAGCUCAUCCGACCACCAACGAAGCCACCUGCAUCAUACCUGGGCCACUACCAUCUUCCUCGACCCAAGCAAGCCCGGAGAAGCAUACACGUACAAGUUCUAUGUUGACGGCGAAUGGGCUCAGCAUGUACGCUCGCGCCAUCGUGUGCCCGACGGUCAUGGCGGUUACAACCACAUGUUCACGGUACCGGCAUUUGACACCAACUCUGCCAGCAGCGGCAACGGGAACAGCGCCAAUUCGGCCGGGAAGAACGUCGCCACGGGCUCGGUCUUGUUGGCGCCUAAAACGCGCCUUGGCGUGGAUCCGAGCAUGACACUGACACCUUCGGUGUCGACGGAGAACGCAUCGGCCGACUGGAGCGAGAUCUCGCCGACAGACCUUGCGAGCAGCGCGUCGCUCCAGACAACUCAGUCUCGUCUGAUACGCGAAUUGAUUUCCAACCAGGGCACGGAAGAGCUUGGCCUCAUGCUUCAGUUCAAGCAGCGCGAAGAGCGCGCCAUACGCUUUCGUAAACAUUACGCCUCGCUUUCGCCAGACGCCAAGAACGCGCUGCUUGGAAAACUCGCCCACGAGUUCCGAUACACUGAUGCCGAGUUGUCGCGCAUCGAGUCGACGCUGGCUCAAGUCCUUGACCCCAAGAAUGACGAUGGUGGGAGCAAUUCACCGACAACCACUGCUGCCUCGCUUCGUCAUCACGCGCUUGCCCUAGCUGCUCGUGAUGCUCUGCAUAUUUUUGCUCCUGCCUACGACAACAUGUUUGAUUCGAUCGCAUCUUCCGAGGGAGGUGUCAAGUUCCUGGUCUCCUUCCGAGCAGACUUGCUCUCUCACAUUCGUGCACUCAAGCAACAACUGAGAAAGAGCGCAAGCAUCGCAAAGCCGACGAUUGCCGUUGCUGCUGCUGCUGCUGCGCCAUCGCCGCCCAACACGCCUCCUUCGCCAUCGCAAGACGAAGCUUCUACUGUGGCCGAGCUUGAUUUGCUUUCGAACAGCCUCAUGCGGAAGUUGUCAUCCUGGUUUAUUGUCGACAUUUUGCAAAUCCGCGCAAUUGCACCUUCCGACUCGCCGAUUCUCAAGCGAUACGUGAUUGAGCACGAGGCUGUACAUCCGUUCUCUUCAUGGGCUGAUUUCACACGUCGCAUCGAUGGACACUGUCGCCGCACCUUUGGUCUCUUCCACCCAAGCAUGCCCCUUAUGCCACUCGUCUUCCUGGAAGUAGCUUUGACCCAAGGUCUUGCCAGCAAUGUGCACCACAUACUGAACGGUGAAGAGGAAGGAUCCGUGGCCACCCGGAACACUGCGACAUUUUACUCAAUCAAUGCAACCCAAGACGGGCUGUCUGGCAUGGACUUGGCUGGUCACAUGAUUUACCGUGCCAUGACCAAGCUCCAAGCCGAGGGUUGGAUGAUGCCCGCCCUGCACCAAGCGAUUGACUCGCCAACCUCGUCUGGCCGCGACUCGCCCGCUUCUGUUACAUCCAACUCGUCAGAUUUGGCGCAUGACUCGCCAAUUCCCAGCCCUGACUUGAGAAAGCGCUUUACGCGCAAGCUGUCCAUGUCUGGCAGCCAAGACCUCGUCAUUUACGCCACCUUGUCGCCCAUACCUGGGUUUGGCAACUGGCUCCGCGCCGAGUUUGAUGCCAGCGCUCCGUCGCUUGCCAUUUCGGCUGCUGACGAAGACAUGGCCACCCUUCGCUCGCUUGCACUCAAGCGCGGAGCGGUUGCGGCAGAGGUGUCUUCCUCACUGUUGCUCAAAACAAUGCUCGCUGGUAAUUUUGCGUCGGAUGCCGAGCUUUCUGCUGCGCUCGAGAGACCAAUGCUACGGCUUUGCCUGCACUAUCUCCUGGACGUCAAACAGGGCAAGAAAACCGCCGACCCUGUCGCCAACUUUCACAUGGGAAACGGCGCCGUCCUGGAGCGUCUUAAUUGGGGAGCGUGGCUGUCGCCGAAAGGGUUGCGUCAGUCGUUUGGCAUCAUGGCCAAUUAUCGGUACAGCGGAGACGUCAGCGCCAUCACAAAGCGCGUCAAAGAAUACAAGUCGGACGGUGUUGUCCAUGCCGCGCCCAGUCUGGCACGCUGGAAGUCGCUUCGCGAUGUGUUCCGCGCGACAGCCAAGUUUAUUUUACGCACCGGGUCGCAACACUCGCCAUUAAUGAGUGUCUCGUCAGGGACGGCCUUGAUAGCAGAAACGGAUUCUGACGAAGCACCUCGUUUGUCUGCCGUUGUUGAGCCACCGACAAGUACGCUGCAAUCUGCCUGAGAAAACAAAACAGUGGCAUGGCACCAGUUCACUUUUGUUGCCGUUUUUUUUUUCAAUCACCCCCUAGUGUUGUUCCCAUUACAUGAAUUUGCGUAGGUUUUGUUCAUGUAAUGAAUCAACAGUUGAUGAAAUGGAGAAGAAAGUCAGUGACUUGCUUGUGUUGUGUUUUGAG
Messenger RNA from Capsaspora owczarzaki ATCC 30864, 3432 nucleotides. RefSeq lists its product as hypothetical. Gene Ontology annotation, cellular component: mitochondrial matrix; peroxisomal matrix. Gene Ontology annotation, molecular function: malonyl-CoA decarboxylase activity. The transcript has 5 exons. The coding region runs from base 51 to 3260 and encodes 1069 amino acids. Lineage: Eukaryota; Filasterea; Ministeriida; Capsasporidae. The record is from RefSeq and is a predicted model, not a curated record. Gene Ontology annotation, biological process: positive regulation of fatty acid oxidation; malonyl-CoA catabolic process; fatty acid biosynthetic process.